CACUGUCAUCGCCGCGUGAAAUCCAACCAUUUCUCGAUUCUUCUCCAUUGUUCGCAGGAUUUUCAAAAAGCAAAAUACUUUUGAAACAUUUGCAAAAUUGUGUAUACAAUGAAUGGUGGUUAUUUUUUAUUCAUAUUCGCCGUUCUCCUACGGAAUCCGUUGCCAAACGCAGCUGAAACUCCACCUGCUAACCUCCAAUUGAUCAGUGAAAAGUUUCGGAUUCUGUCACGAGUGACCAAUGCGAUUUACCUUCAAGCGGGUGCAAUCAAGAAUGAAAUCAAUGCUCGUGAGCUGAUAUCAGAACUUCUUCAUAUGCCUAGCAAUCAGUUGAACACGGUUGUCAAUGUGAAUGUGGAAGUGGCAAGUUCAGAGUUGAGAAGAAUGCAUCAAGAGUACACAAAGUUAAUUCACUUUUUUGAAAAUCGUACACAGUCUUCGUUUAAUGACGAUGUGAAUGCAAUUUUCAAUAAUAUCAUAUUCAUCUUGUAUUUCUCUCGGAAAUCGUCUCUUUUGUCCGAAGUAUCCAGUAUCUCAACAAAAAAUCUACUAAAUGAGACCAAAUCUAUUGCGAAGGAUAGAUUGUUCAACUCCAGCUGUUCGCUGUUAACUGGGUUAGAUGAGUUUGUUGCUCUCUUUGAUGACGACCAAUUAACUCCAAAUUCUGAAAAGAUUGCUCAGAUCAUCAAUGAAUUCCAUAGACAGGCAAGUUUAAUGACCGAAUGCAUCAGUGGCUUAAAAAAGUUGGAUGAAGAUAUUGAUGCAUUGUCUAAUUGGAAGAAUGUAGAAGCCUACAACAAAUUGUGGUAUGUAAAGGACAGUAUCAUUCUUUUUGAAACAUUCCGAGAACCCUUGUCAUCAUGGAAUGAAAGCCUUUUGAAAAUUCUAUCCGCUUUUCAAACGGCAAAACCACUUUGGAAUAGCCGAAGCUCUCUUGGUCAGAGUAAGAUUUUUGAAGCAAUGGCUCAACUCAAUAAAUCUAUUGUGGAAGCAGAAGAUCAUAAUAUUUCGUCAAUCAAUCAAGAUUUGAAGUACACUGCUGGAUUCAAAAACUUUGGCGAUUUCUCAAAGAUUGCUGGUGAUUUGAAGAGUGCCUGGUUCAAGAAGUUUCUUGCAAAGGGCUCAGACACGCGUGCACUUAGUAGUGCUCUUCAAACAUUUCAAAAUGUUUCGGAAAAAAUGGAUGCUUUGGAUUCGUCGUGGAGUACUUUAAUGCGUCUAUCCGAGAAGAAAAUGCACCCUAUUGGAUUAAAAGCAAACUUUGUUGCAGAUGUUGCGACAAUUGGAUUAAAUUUAUCGGAAUUAGAGAGAGUCAUUCACGAGUCUGGAAAACACAUCGAAAGUUGCAUGAAACCGUUAGUAAGAACAACUCCAAACUCAUUUGGAAAUCAGAUUGUGAAUUACGAGACAUUUUUUUUUCCUGCACAUAGUAUCAUGACAAGACUUUCAAACGUCAAGGAUAUUAUUAAAGAGCUCAACACCACAUUGAAUUUUAUGACUGGUUCGAAUGAACAAUUACGAGAUCGUUUCCAUAAUCGAAAUCGCGCUGUUUAUUCAGUACUUGAUCAGCUUCAAGUCAACGCUUCGAAUUCCAUAAUAGUGAAACGUAUACUAAGGAGGAAAUAUAAAGGGAUUGUUGUUAAUUCCUACGAAUUCUUGUCCACGAUCAAAAGCAUUGCUAAAAUUGCAUCGGAACUUCAAGUCGUUCAAAAAACUGCUGAGAAUAUUACUGUCAGCGAUGGAAACAUAUUGGGCGAUCUUAUAUCGAACCUCAGCCUGGUGGAAACUUCCAAAUGUUUCAGCCAGUAUUACAAGACCAUGCCAACACUGGAGUCGACAGUUUCUAAACUGAAAAGUCUACGAAUGUUUCCUGACGGAGAAACUAUAUCGACAAUGCUUGAGUACCUGGAUUUACUGGGAAAGGUGCAAAGUAAUCUAACUCUCGUGGAAAAGGAAAUCAAAUCGAGCACUUCUCACGUAAAUUCCACCAAUAAUCCAGUUCUUUUGUUGAAAACUCCUCAAGCACUGAUUAAAAACAUUGGAACGAGUACUCGCGUACUGGAGGAUCUGGAGAAUGUACGACAACAUCGUCAGUUUCUUUAUUCGAUUCGAAACUUCACUGCUGAUGUGAAGAAAGUGAUUGUCGGAGAGAAUUUGAUAGAGUGGAUUGAUCCGGAAAAGAAAUUGAGAGAGUUGCUGGAAGAAGCUGAUCAACUGAACGGAUUUGCUGGGAGUUUGAGAAAUGGAAGUUUAACGGAAAUGGCAAGAGUGUUUGAUGAAGCGGCAAAAAUAAAGGGCAUUGGUGGAGACCCCAAGUCUAUGGCUAAUGUGUCAAUUAAUCUCCUACAAGCGAGUGGCACCGAUCAGUUGGCUGCUUCAAAAGUAUUCCGGAAAAUUCGAGAGCUCAACUUGGAUUUUGCGAAACAUGAAGCCUCUUUGAAGAGUGCAAGUGUUACAGUUAUCUCAUUGAUUGCAUAUUACGAUGAAAUAUUUGGAAACUCUAAAUCCAAAAUUCUAACAAUCGAGAAACACAUCGAUAACUCAUUUCCUUGGAUCUAUAUUCUCUUGAUUUGCAUUGGGUCGAUUUUAUUGAUUGGAUUGUUUUGUGUUGUUGCAUAUGGAUUUACGAAAAACGGAAGAGCAAAGUACACGAAUCUAUAUCUGUACUAUUUUGGAAAGCCGCUGGAUUAUGAACGAAGAUGGAGAUAUUCGUUGUUCCUUGACAAUCAGGAUGGAAAGAACACAUUGCUGGAUGCAGUUCGGGAGAUUAACAAGACAAAUGUUAUGAAAGCUGUCAAGUUGGGAUCUUAUAUAACUGCCUAUAACAAGUUUGGAAAUACAGCUCUGCACGCUGCCACAAAAUCAGCUUUACCUGAGAUUGUUAAGAUUCUCAUCGAACACGGAGCAGAUCUCACAUUGCUCAAUACAUUGAACAAAACUCCAGAACAGAUGAUUCCUCUUGAUUCUCCAGACAAUUCAAAGGAUAAAAUUGAGAAGCUCGAGAAGAUCCGCAAAUUGUACAAUAAGGCAAAUGGGAAAAAGUACAAAAAGUGUGUUCCACAGAAAUUUCCAGCAACUUCAUUUCAUAUUUGGAUGGACGAAAUAACUGACAACAAAAUCACCAACGAUUUUAUGGAGAAGUUUCAGGCAAUUACAUCCGAUGAAGCAGCACCAAACACAACCCAUGUUAUUGUUAAGACGGAUGAGAAUGGCGUUCUGGACACUGACAAUCUUGACCUUCUGUUUUGGAUGUUCAAUGGAGCGAUAAUUGUCAAAGAAAAAUGGAUGAUCGAUUGCCUGAACGAUGAGAAGCUUAUUGAGCAAGAUUCGAAGUAUUUGGUCGACAGUGUCAAAUACAAAGGAUCCACUUUUAAGACUGUUCUUCAGUGGAGUGAAGCCAUGGCAAAGGGAGCUAUUCCAUAUCUGUAUGGGGUAUAUACAGCAAUUGUCAUGAAGGAAUGCAAGAAUCUAUUGACAUUGAAUACUCUUGUGGCAGCUCAUGGUGGUGUUGUGAUGGAUACCUUCCCAGGAAAGGAGCUCUUCAACGUUGGAUCUCGCCCGUAUCACCAUGCAAAUCUCGGGCCGCUGUUUUUGAUCCACGAUGGAACGAUCAAUUUGAAUGUCUACCAAUCGGAUCCUGACAAGAUGUACACAUUGUUCACGGAAGCGGAGUUUAUCAAGUUUAUGCUAGAAAGAAAUAUUGUUCGAGAUAUUUGUGAAACUCCCAUUAAUGUAUUGAAAGAUUUGAAAUGAAGUAUUGUCUUGGGA
Molecule: messenger RNA, 3765 nt
Organism: Caenorhabditis elegans
Lineage: Eukaryota; Metazoa; Nematoda; Chromadorea; Rhabditida; Rhabditidae
Gene: F26D2.10
Product: BRCT domain-containing protein
Exons: 12
Coding region: 109-3750 (1213 amino acids)
Source: RefSeq, marked reviewed